Penicillium digitatum Pd1 is the source of this 972-nucleotide messenger RNA. Lineage: Eukaryota; Fungi; Ascomycota; Eurotiomycetes; Eurotiales; Aspergillaceae. The record is from RefSeq and is a predicted model, not a curated record.
AUGUUCAACCGAUUCGUCAGGCCGCAAAGCGCUUUGCGCGCAGCCUCCUCAUUCUCCUCAAAACCUACCUCCGCCUUCUCACGCUUCCAGACUCGGGCUAUUCAUCGCAUUCCCCAAUUGCAGCACGACGCCUAUUAUAAGGAGAAUGGAGUUCCGGAGUUCCUAUCACCUGAGGCGUUCGACUUCUCCUGGACCCAAUACCAGACCCUCCUCGUUAACAAACUCAAUUUGUUGACGCAAGGUGAGCCCGACACCCCGAUCCUGUGGAAAGAUACAUUGAUCCAAUUUGGCCCCAAUUGGAUGAUUGAGCGAUAUGAUACCGUCGAUGCGGAUGCCAAACCAGGAGAAUUGCUGGUCAAAUACUCCAAGCGUCCGGAGAUGGCCUCGGUGUUCAACUAUGCCUCAAUGGCCCACAACAACCACUUUUUCUUCAACUGCCUGUCCCCCACAGCCACCGCCAUCCCCGAAAAGUUCGCCAAGGACAUCGUCGACACCUGCUCUUCCGUCGAGUCCCUGAAGUUGGAUUUCCUGGCCACAGCAAGCUCGAUGUUCGGCCCCGGAUUUGUCUGGCUCGCCAAGAACCUCGAACGCGAAGGCAUGAUGCACAUCUUCUGCACCUACAGCGCCGGCUCUCCCUACCCGGCCGCCCACUCUCGGCGGCAACCCGUCGACAUGGCCACCCACACCCCAGAAACCCAGCUAGGCAACCAGUUCGCCGGUUCAAUGGGCGCCCACGCCCAAAACCAGAAGAGCCUCGCGCCCGGCGCCGUGGAUGUGCAGCCCAUUCUCUGUGUAAACACUUGGGAGCACGCGUGGAUGAUGGACUACGGUAUUGCCGGCAAGGAUGAGUAUCUCGAGCGCUGGUGGGAUCGGAUUAACUGGGAUGUGGUCUUCGACAACUACAAUGCUGUCGGCUCGAUGAAGAACUCGCGCAGCUCCAUCAACCGUCAUCGGAGUAUGAGCAUGCUUUAA